Pogona vitticeps (central bearded dragon) is the source of this 2638-nucleotide messenger RNA. Lineage: Eukaryota; Metazoa; Chordata; Lepidosauria; Squamata; Agamidae. The record is from RefSeq and is a predicted model, not a curated record.
AUGUGGGUCGCCCUCAAGCAGAGGUCGCCUUGUGUUUUGUCUCACCACCCCCCUCCUGGUGUAUCUCCUUGCAGAGCUGCUUUGGAGGAUGUGGAGGGAGACGUGACGGAACUGGAAGUGAAACUAGACAAGCUGGUCAAGCUUUGCAUUGCUAUGAUCGACACGGGAAAAGCCUUCUGUGUUGCAAACAAGCAGUUCACAAACGGCAUCCGAGACCUGGCCCAGUAUUCCAGCAAGGACGCCCUGAUGGAGGACAGCCUGACCAAGUUCUCGGACAGCCUCCAGGAGAUGAUCAACUACCACACAAUCCUGUUUGACCAAACCCAGAGAUCGAUUAAAGCACAGCUGCAGAUGUUUGUUAAAGAAGAUAUUAGGAAAUUUAAAGAUGCUAAGAAGCAGUUUGAGAAAGUCAGCGAAGAGAAGGAAAACGCCCUGGCCAAAAACGCCCAAGUCCCCCGGAACAAGCAGCAUGAAAUCGAGGAGGCCGCCAACAUUUUGACGGCGACCCGGAAGUGCUUCCGCCACAUUGCUCUCGACUACGUUCUUCAGAUUAAUGUUCUCCAGUCAAAGAGAAGAUCAGAGAUCCUGAAAUCGAUGCUGUCCUUCAUGUACGCCCACCUGGCCUUCUUCCACCAGGGCUAUGACCUCUUCAGUGAGCUUGGCCCCUACAUGAAGGACCUUGGAGCUCAGCUGGACCGUCUGGCCGCAGAUGCUGCGCGAGAGAAGAAGGAGAUGGAGCAAAAGCACUCCACCAUUCAGCAGAAGGAUUUGUCCAGCGAUGACACCAAGCUCGAGUACCACAUGGACGCAGCCAACGGGAUGGUCAUGGAAGGCUACCUUUUCAAGCGGGCCAGCAAUGCCUUCAAAACCUGGAACAGGAAAAAGCCCGAUGGCAUCAGGCGCUGGUUCUCCAUCCAGAAUAACCAGCUGGUCUACCAGAAAAAAUUCAAGGAUAGUCCCACGGUGGUGGUGGAAGACCUGCGCCUCUGCACCGUCAAGCACUGCGAGGACAUUGAGCGGCGCUUCUGUUUCGAAGUGGUCUCUCCCACCAAGAGCUGCAUCCUUCAGGCCGAUUCGGAGAAGCUGCGGCAGGCCUGGAUCAAGGCUGUGCAGACCAGCAUUGCGACCGCCUACCGGGAGAAAGGGGAGGACGCAGAGGUGGAGCGAAAGCCGUCCCCUUCCGUGGGGAGCCCAGAGUCCAGCGCAGAUUCGAAAGAGAAGCUGCUGAAAGGGGAGAGCUCCCUCCAGCGGGUCCAGAGCAUGGCGGGCAAUGCGGUGUGCUGCGACUGUGGCCUGGCAGAUCCCCGGUGGGCCAGCAUCAACCUGGGUGUCACCCUCUGCAUCGAAUGCUCCGGCAUCCACAGGAGCCUGGGUGUCCAUUUCUCUAAAGUCCGGUCCUUGACUCUGGACUCGUGGGAACCAGAGCUUCUGAAGCUGAUGUGUGAGCUGGGAAAUGACGUCAUAAACAGGGUGUACGAAGCAGAGCUGGAAGAAACGGGAGUUCAGAAGCCCCAGCCAGGAAGUAACAGACAGCAGAAAGAGGAGUACAUUCGGGCCAAGUACGUGGAGCGGAGGUUUGUGGCCAAGUGCCCUGUGGCCUCUGCAUCCCCGGGAGGAAAAGCCGUGCCUCCAGGCCACGCAGCCAAGAGGCAGAGCGUCCAUGAGGUGCCCCGGCCCCCGAGCGAGCAGCAGACCGCGGCUGCUCUCAAAGUCCUGGGCAUAAGUAGCGACGAGGAGGCGAGGCGGGAGUCUCUCUUCUGUCCCGAUGAGCUAGAUUCGCUCUUCUCCUACUUUGAUGCCUCCUCAAAGCUGCGUAGCAUGCGCAGCACCGACAGUGGGUUCCAGCAGGGUGGGAGCGACAGCCGGGAGCGCCUGGCCUCCGCCACCUCCGCCAGCACCUUGUACGAGCCAGACGCUGAGCGGCCUAAAGGUGCCGGGGCGGCCGCCUCCCCUGCGGAUCUUCCAGAGGUGGAGCGGUUCCUGCCAGGCCUGCAGCUCUACCAUGCUGCCUACGAGAAGAGCCUGCCUCGGAUGGCCGAAGCCCUGGCCCACGGGGCAGACGUCAACUGGGUCCACGUGGAGAAGAACCGGUCCACGCCGCUGAUCCAGGCCGUCCACGGGGGCUCCCUGGUCACUUGUGAAUUCCUGCUCCAGAACGGGGCCAACGUCAACCUCAGGGACGCCCACGGCCGGGGGCCCUUGCACCACGCCACGGUCUUGGGGCAUACAGGGCAGGUGUGUUUGUUCCUUAAACGGGGCGCCAAUCAGCACGCCACGGACGAAGACGGAAAAGACCCUUUGAGUGUCGCCAUAGAAGCGGCCAACGCAGAUAUCGUGACCCUGUUGCGCUUGGCCAGAAUGAACGAAGAGAUGCGGGAGUCGGAGGGGCUCUACGGCCAGCCAGGAGACGAAACCUACCAGGACAUCUUCCGGGACUUCUCUCAAAUGGCAUCUCACAAUCCAGAGAAGCUAAAACGUUUCCAGCCGCCAGAAACGCAGAAGCCUUGAAGGGUCUCAAGACUGGGAAGUGCAAGACGUCCAGGACUUCUCCCCAACCGACCCCCACCUCCUCCCUGCUGAUGUACUUGGAGCCCCCCCGCCCCCACCCCUUUUAUACAUAAAAGCGGCUUUGAGUAUA